Messenger RNA from Daphnia magna, 881 nucleotides. RefSeq lists its product as uncharacterized. The transcript is spliced from 2 exons. The record is from RefSeq and is a predicted model, not a curated record. Lineage: Eukaryota; Metazoa; Arthropoda; Branchiopoda; Diplostraca; Daphniidae. Bases 1 to 819 code for a protein of 272 amino acids.
AUGCGGACGUGCAUUCGUCUUUUACUUGCUGUAUGGUCUACGAUUAACCUAUCGUAUGGAGAAGAGAUCAAUGGCAAUGAAGACGAAGUACAUAACCUAACGCCAAAUGCGACAAUGGCUUUGUUAGAUGUUUGGAUGGCAGAAUCCAAUGUAACUUCAGAUGGCGUAUUACCCGGCUUCAAUGUAGUUAUCAACAAUGGAGGAUUCAGUCAAGUUGGAGGUACGUCUAUUGCUUCAGGAGUUUCGAGUGGAACAGGUGAUGGUAAUAGGGGAGGCGGAACAGUUGCUGCUGGUGGAAUCCCCCCAAAUUUCGGGGAAGAAUUUAACGACGGUGGAGGCGACGUCAAAUGGCUCAUGAACUGUGAUUUUCCUGGUCAUGACAUUGGCCGUUUGGAAAGUUCUGGAGAAGAAUGCGGAGGAAUCUGCAUCGCUAAUUUACAAUGCACUCACUUUAGUCACAGCAACGAUGGAUAUUGCCACAUGAAAAGGGCGCCAUUGACCGUUUCGCGUACAACAAAGAACGGAGGCAUGUGCGGUUUCAUUCCAUGGCGAUUUGAUCCUGGGAGAGAGAAUAAGAAUUGGAACGAUGGCGGGGAUGGUGUCAAAUGGCUGCGUAAUUGCGAUUUCCUCGGUCACAACAUACGGCGCCAAGUAGCCUCUGCGGAAGAAUGCGGAGGCAUCUGCGUUGCCAAUCCACAAUGUACUCAUUUUCGUCGGCCGGACAAUGAUGAAUACUGUUACUUGAAAAAUGCACCAUCAAUGACUUCCCGAAUACCGAUCAAUGGUGGCGUAUGCGGCAUCAUUCCCUGGCGAUUGUGACCCAUCAUUUUGUUACAUCAUCUGUAAGGGGAAAAUAAUACAUCAUUAACUUUGGAACAUUC